Messenger RNA from Magnolia sinica, 2048 nucleotides. Its product is annotated as cytochrome P450 71AU50-like. Lineage: Eukaryota; Viridiplantae; Streptophyta; Magnoliopsida; Magnoliales; Magnoliaceae. Gene Ontology annotation, molecular function: monooxygenase activity; iron ion binding; heme binding. The record is from RefSeq and is a predicted model, not a curated record. Bases 30 to 1601 code for a protein of 523 amino acids. The transcript is spliced from 2 exons.
AUGAGAUCAAGUUCAACUGUGUUAGUACCAUGAUGGAAGAUCUUGCUAAUCAGAUCCGAUCAUGGUGGCCCAGCGAGAUCGACGGUCUGAAAAUGUCACUUGCAUUUUCCUUUGCACUUUGUAUAAUUUCGUGGGUGAUGGUGAAGAGAUCACGCAAUGGGGCACCUCCUUUGCCGCCGGGCCCACGAGGUCUACCGUUGAUCGGCAGCCUCCCAUUCGUGGAGCCCGAUCUACACCGUUACUUCGCCAAAUUAGCCAGGAUCUAUGGCCCAGUCAUGAAGAUACAACUAGGUAGAAAGAUCUGUGUGGUAUUGAGCUCGCCUGAAGUAGCUAAGGAGGUCCUCAAGGACCACGAUGCCAUCUUCGCCGACCGCGACAGCUCAGCAGCGGCCAUAGCUUUGAUGUACGGUGGGAUAGACAUCGCGUUUAGUCCCUACGGUCCGGAUUGGCGGAUGAUGCGCAAGGUGUGCUCAAGAGAGAUGAUGAGCCCCAAGGUGCUGGACUCGUACUAUUGCCUGCGUAGACGCGAGGUGCACGAGACGCUGCGCUACGUGCGCACCAAAGCGGGGACGCCGGUCAACAUAAGCGACAUGGCGUUUGGUGCAUCGCUGAAUGUAGUGACGAGCAUGAUAUGGGGUGACACGCUCGAUGCGGAGGACAGACGUAGUGUGGGCCACGAGUUUCGACGUGUGGCUGGUGAGGCCGUAGAUUUAUUGGGUAGCCCUAACGUCUCGGAUCUUUUUCCUAUCAUAUCAAGGUUUGAUUUACAAGGCGUGGUGGGCCGCAUGAAGAGGGUUUCAUCGUGGUUGGACCGGAUCUUUGAUUCGGUCAUAGAUCAACGGCUGAAAAUGGAUAGAGGGGAAGGAGAAGGAGAGGGAAAAAGCAAAGAUUUUUUGCAGUUGGUUUUGCAGCUUCAGAAAGAAGGAGGCGCGAAAACGCCCAUGACUCCCAACCACGUCAAGGCUAUGUUUGUGGACUUGGUGGUAGGUGGCACGGACACGUCAGCAACAACAAUAGAGUGGGCCAUGGCUGAGAUGAUGCAUAAUCCAGAAAUCAUGAAAAAAGCCCAAGAUGAAUUAGAACAAGUUGUGGGAAUGGAUCACAUGGUAGAAGAAUCACAUGUGCCCAAACUCCACUACUUAGACGCGAUCCUCAAGGAAGCCCUACGUUUACACCCACCGGUCGUGUUCUUAGUUCCAAGGUCCCCAAGAAAACCAUGCACCAUAGGUGGUUAUACCAUCCCAAUGGGUUCCCGGGUCUUUAUUAACACAUGGACCAUACAUAGAAACCCUGAGGGUUGGGAUAACCCUUUGGAAUUUUGUCCUGAGAGAUUCUAUAAUUCUACAAGCAAAUGGGAUUACAAUGGCAAUGAUGUUCGUUAUAUUCCGUUUGGGUCUGGAAGGAGGAUGUGUGCUGGAGUCCCCCUGGCAGAGCGGAUGCUAACUUACGUUUUGGCUUCGCUUUUGCACUCGUUCGAUUGGCGAUUGGCAGAGGGGAUGAAGCUUGAUCUUUCAGAUAAGUUUGGAAUUGUUCUGAAGAAAGCGACACCGCUCGUUGCUAUCCCAACGCCGAGAUUGUCAAAUCCGGAGCUUUACUCUUGAAAAUAAGUUCCUACUCGUGUUUGUUUUUAGAGGUCUGAGUUACCUGUUUGUAAUAAACAUGUAAUUUUUCUGUUUUGCAUUAAGUGUGUACGUGUGGGUCCAUGAUUGAUUUAUCUAAACCAAUGAUUUGAUAGCUCCAUCAAAUCAUGAACAUGGAUUUUCAUCCUGAUUACAGAGAAGUUCACCGACAAUUCAUAUUCAAUGGAGAAAAGACCAAAGAUCCAAUGGCUACAAUCUUCAAAUCUGAGAAAUAUUUUGGGCAUGGUCCUACAUGUAUAAGCUUUGAACACAAAAGGAAACUCAAACUCAUUGCCUUAUUAUUGUGCUAUUGUCUGCUGGGUUUUGUUCUAUAAUUAUAUGUAAAUAGGAUUGAAGACUUGUUUUUAUAAGGGUGCUUGUGAUGUUUACUCAGCUCUUUCACUAUAAAAUAUAUGGCACCUUCUCUCA